ACUGCCUUUAGUCCAGAGCGCGUGGAUGUAGACCAGGAAUACAUUCAUGUUCCCUGAGCUCCAGGAAAAAACAACCCAAGCACCUCAACUUCUAAAAACGGUUUCCUAAAAAAUACAAUUUCCAAACUAUUUUACGCAAGAGUUGUGAGUAUUCACAGACCAACAAUACGAGAAAAAUAACACAAAAACGAAGAUAUAGCCUAAUUUUACUGUUAUGAAUCGAGAAUGAGUACCACAGAAGACAGCGGAAGCAAGUGCUCGUCGGCCCCAAUUUCCAGCUUCACUAUUCAGUCGAUAUUGGGCACGUCGUCGGAGAAGCCACGGUCGGGGGCGAAGGAGAGUUCCAAGGGAUUGCAGCUGGCGAGGAAGCGCUCGCUGUCCGUGUCUUCAGAAGAGGAGUGCAGCGGUGGGGAGGACUCUGCAGAAUGUUUCUGUUCGGAUCCUGGUCACAGCGAGCCAUGCAACCAACAUCAACCACUUAAUUUUUCAUGUUUAGGUGCAACAACGGGACUUAUUUCAGGCCGUGACGGGAUUGCACGGCGAACGCACUUGACACAGCCUCUGCUACAGGAUUACAAAGAGGAAAAAGAGAGACCAUGCAAUCCAAUGUCACCUAUUUCCGAGGAGAGACAGACAGACGGUGCGGACAAGCAGAGCAACUCGUCCAAGAAGAAGACUCGUACCGUCUUCUCGCGGAGUCAGGUGUACCAGCUCGAGUCCACGUUUGAUAUGAAGAGGUAUUUGAGCAGCUCCGAGCGAGCCUGUUUAGCAUCCAGUCUACAGCUAACAGAAACUCAGGUGAAGACGUGGUUUCAGAACCGCAGGAACAAAUGGAAGCGACAACUGUCGGCGGAACUGGAGGCCGCGAACAUGGCACACGCCUCCGCACAGACACUGGUCGGAAUGCCGCUUGUUUUUAGAGAUAGCUCCCUGCUCCGGGUACCAGUUCCAAGAUCUAUCGCUUUUCCAACGCCACUAUACUACCCUGGCAGCAGCCUACCAGGGUUACCAUUGUACAAUCUGUAUAACAAGAUUGAAUAUUGACUUAAUGCCUGUGAUGAGAGUCCACAAAAAUAACACGUUAUCACACUACCGUAGCCUACAUUCGUAUACAUGUCUGGCAUAACUCAUGUCUAUUAUAUCACUUUAUUUGUUGAAAAUAUAUAUUUCUUAUUAUGCAGCAACUGUAUGUUUAACAGGAAGCAACACAUUUAUCUAUGGGCGGCAGGUAGCUUGGUGGUUAAGAGCGUUGUGCCAGUAACCGAAAGGUCGCUGGUUCUAAUCCCCGAG
Molecule: messenger RNA, 1290 nt
Organism: Coregonus clupeaformis (lake whitefish)
Lineage: Eukaryota; Metazoa; Chordata; Actinopteri; Salmoniformes; Salmonidae
Product: homeobox protein HMX2-like
Exons: 2
Coding region: 226-1044 (272 amino acids)
Biological process (GO): regulation of transcription by RNA polymerase II
Cellular component (GO): nucleus
Molecular function (GO): DNA-binding transcription factor activity, RNA polymerase II-specific; RNA polymerase II transcription regulatory region sequence-specific DNA binding
Source: RefSeq, a predicted model, not a curated record